Carassius gibelio (silver crucian carp) is the source of this 4705-nucleotide messenger RNA. RefSeq names its product endothelial PAS domain-containing protein 1. Gene Ontology annotation, molecular function: protein dimerization activity; DNA-binding transcription factor activity, RNA polymerase II-specific; RNA polymerase II transcription regulatory region sequence-specific DNA binding. The coding region runs from base 351 to 2849 and encodes 832 amino acids. The transcript is spliced from 16 exons. Gene Ontology annotation, biological process: cellular response to hypoxia; regulation of transcription by RNA polymerase II. The record is from RefSeq and is a predicted model, not a curated record. NCBI's taxonomy places the organism in Eukaryota, Metazoa, Chordata, Actinopteri, Cypriniformes, Cyprinidae.
CGGCUUCAGCCAAUCAGAGAGCAGUGAUUGAUUGCUCAGCUGUCAAGCGUCCUUCAGUGCGGCGCUGUUGAACUUCGCUGACCGCAAAACAAGCGAGAAAAACUCCCUCACCGCGACGAGCCCCACCGCGCGUGGAUUUUACAAGAGCGGGAGACUGUACGAUCCUUGGCAGUGUUCUGAGACUGUACAGUCACUUUCGCCCUGCUAGUGGACUCUGCUGCAUUUUUCACGACCAGUUUUGCCUCCUUUUCUGUGAUUUAAAGCGAGCGUCUGCGGGGGUCUGGAGCGCGUCCCGUCUGCGCAGAGAUCGCACUGCUGUUGACCUGCGGGAAUAACGAGGGGACAGAGAGAUGACAGCGGAGAAAGAGAAGAAGAGGUGCACCUCAGAGAGGCGUAAGGAGAAAUCUCGAGACGCGGCGCGCUGCAGGCGCAGUAAGGAGACGGAGGUGUUUUAUGAGCUGGCCCGCCAGCUGCCUCUCCCACACAGCGUCAGCUCACAUCUGGAUAAAGCCUCCAUCAUGAGACUGGCCAUCAGCUACCUGCGGACACGCAAACUCCUCACCUCAGCUUGUGCUACUGCCACAGAGACGACAGACGGAGACAGACUGAUGGACAGUUGGUAUCUGAAAUCACUGGGUGGCUUCAUUAGCGUGGUAACAUCAGACGGAGACAUGGUCUUCUUGUCAGAGAACAUCAACAAAUUCAUUGGUCUCACACAGGUGGAACUCACAGGGCACAGCAUCUUUGAUUUCACUCACCCCUGCGACCACGAGGAGAUCCGCGAGAACCUCAGCCUCAAAGCCGGCAUGGGAAAGAAGGGCAAGGAGCUGAGCACAGAGAGGGAUUUCUUCAUGAGAAUGAAAUGCACAGUCACAAAUCGCGGGCGCACAGUCAACCUCAAGUCAGCCAACUGGAAGGUGCUGCACUGCACAGGGCACCUGAAGGUGUGUAACGGCUGUCCCGCACGAGUGCUGUGUGGAUUCAAAGAGCCUCCGCUCGCCUGUGUGGUCAUGAUGUGUGAGCCCAUCGCCCAUCCAUCAAACAUCGACACACCCCUCGACAGCAAGACCUUCCUGAGUCGCCACAGCAUGGACAUGAAGUUUACUUACUGUGAUGACAGAGUCACUGAGUUGAUGGGUUACAGUCCUGAAGAUCUUCUGGGCCGAUCGGCGUAUGAGUUCUAUCAUGCUCUGGACUCCGACAGCGUCACCAAAAGCCACCAGAACCUGUGCACUAAGGGCCAGGCAGUGAGCGGUCAGUACAGGAUGUUGGCUAAGAAUGGAGGCUAUGUGUGGGUGGAGACCCAGGGUACCGUCAUCUACAACAGUCGCAACUCUCAGCCCCAGUGCAUUGUGUGCGUGAACUACGUGCUGAGUGAUGUUGAGGAGAAGUCUAUGAUCUUCUCUGUGGACCAGACCGAGUCUCUGUUCAAGCCUCGGCACUUGAACCGUUUCUUCAGUCCAUGCAAAGGAGGCCUGGGCAGUGAGCCAGGAGAAGUGCUCUUCACCAAACUCAAAGAGGAGCCUGAGGAUCUCACCCAGCUGGCACCUACACCUGGUGACACCAUCAUCUCUCUUGACUUUGGUAACCCCCAGUAUGAGGAGCACCCGAUGUACAGCAAAGUGUCUGCUGUCUCUCGCUCUGUUCAUGAUGGCCACAAGACGAGCUUCGCUGGAGACAUGGCCAAGAUGAGCAGCACUUUCUCUGUGCCUCAGGCUCCGCCGGUCAGCAGCUCAACUCCCAGCCUCAGCAGCUGCUCUACACCCAGCAGUCCUGGAGAUUACUACACCUCAGUGGACAGUGACCUGAAGGUGGAGCUGACCGAGAAACUGUUUUCCUUGGACACACAAGAGACAAAGACUCCCUGCAACCAAGAGACCGACCUGAGUGAUCUGGACUUGGAGACUCUGGCCCCCUACAUCCCCAUGGAUGGUGAGGACUUCCAGCUCAAUCCCAUCUGCCCGGAGGAGCCGUCAUCUGAGAUCGGGGCCCUGGGAACCAACCCGAAGAGCUUCAGCAACAUCACAAGCCUCUUGCAGCCCUUGAGUUCCCCAUCAGCAGCCCACUUCAAGCCCAACAUGAGUUCAGGAGGAGACAAGCAGAGCAUCAGCGGAGGCUCUGUGGAGUCCUGGCCAUCUGUACCCUACAGCAGGGGUCCCAUGCAGAUGCCUCCCUACCAUGAUCCCGCCAGCACCCCGCUGUCCUCUAUGGGAGGUCGUCAGAAUCUGCAGUGGCCGCCUGACCCUCCAUUACACAGCAAGGCUGGGAUGAUGGAUCCUUUAGCUGCAAAGCGCUCUUGCCAAACUGUGCCAGCAAAUCGAAUGCCGUCUUACAUGCAAAGGCCCAUGGAGAACUUUGUGCAGGACUACAGAGAUAUAAGUCCAGCUCGACUUGCUCUCGCAGAGCGCAGUUUCAAGCGCUCGUUCACACAGAUGACAAUGAACGAGCCGCCUCCCACAAAAUCCCAACACACAGUGUGGAAGAGACCUCAUAACGAGAGCUGUGUCAUGAUGGACAGAAAAUCACUCAGCACCAGCGCUUUGUCAGACAAAGGCAUGACCGCUAAUAGAGGCAUGGACCACGAGCACAGGAAGACCCAGUAUUCAGGGAAUUCAGCCGGACAAGUGACAAAGCGCUUUAGAGAAGAAUGCUGUAACUACAGAGAGUUCAACAUGCAGCCUUCCUCCAAGAUGGAUGGAAUCGCCAGUCGUCUUAUCGGGUCCUCCUUCGGGACCUACUCUCUGCCUGAACUGACGCGUUACGACUGCGAGGUCAACGUCCCGUUGCAAGGAAAUCUUCAUUUGCUGCAGGGUAGUGACCUCCUAAGAGCAUUAGACCAGGCCACUUAGACCGGUUUCUACACAGAAAUGCAGUCCCACUUUCCCCCGACCCUAGCGCUCAUCUCACACUCACCAUCCCGACAAUAAGCAUCCCAGCUUCAGCACAUCCCACAAACACCCUCUCACAGUCCUAUCUACCUGAGCGCAAACAUGACAAAUGUAGCUUUGAUUCUAUUUUUAUUGUCUACAUCUUCAUAAAUUAUACACAUGUACUAUUUUUUGUUUAGUUACAAGAUGGUUUCGGAAUGAAUUCAAGUAUUUUUGGAGGAGUUGAAAUGAUGUUGCGUUGUGUCUCUGCUUGUCAGAUCAUUUCGGCGAAGCUGUUUUCAACAUACUCUCCGCUUUUUUUUUCUCUCUCUCUAUCAAUGUCAGGACAAAAAAAGAAAAAGACAAAAAAAAAAGACUCUACUGUAAGCUACUUGUUUUAAAAUGUUCUCAUUUCUUUCAUUUGUUCUAACUUUCCUACCUCUGACACAUCAUCAAAGACCCCAUGAAAUCAAAAGACUAGUUUUGAGCUCAUUUCUACACUAAUGCAGUGGCUCCCAAAGACGUUUUAUUAAAUAAUUCAAUCAGCAUUAACAAUAGCUGCUCUUCAUACAUGUGCUGCUGUCUUUCCACUCGCACAAACACGUUCGCUCUGCAUGAAGGGUUGCCAGAUUUUAUCAAAAAAAACAAAAAAAACCUGGACUAAUACAGUGACCAAAACAAACCCUUUUAAAAUGAAUAUGAUAUGCAGACAUGGCAAAACAAAUGUGAGAAAAAUCAAUUCAAUUCAAUUCGGUUACACUUUACUGAAAGCCCUUUAUGUAUAAUGCAUUAUAAAAGUAUCUUUAAUGCAUUAAUUAUACCUUGUAAUGCACCUUGUGAAAUCAAAUGAAUAAUUGUAAGCACAGUUAAGACAUUAUAACACUUUCGGUUGUAAUUAUUUUCAACAAGAUGUAAUGUAUUACAAUGCACAUUAACAAUGCAUUAUAAAUUUUAUAACCCUUUGUGAUGCAUUAUGCAUAAAGGCUUUAAGUAACGUGUUACCUUGAAUUCUACUAAAUAAAAAAGCAAUUCAAUUUAUAACGAAUGAAUAAAAUAUUAUUGAAAAAAGCAAUAAAAUGACAUUGCAUUAUUAUAAUUUAACACAUCAAUUAGUUUUGCUUUUAAUUAAAGUUUAAUGAUGUUUUGUUUAACUACACCUGUGCUGGCAACCAAUGUGCUAGUGUACUCCUAAAAGCUAACAAAAUGAAUAUUUGUCUUGUCACACAUACUUUAAAAUGAUAAUGCAUUUAAUGUUUUAAUAUUUGUUCAGUCAAAUUAUGAAAUGAAAAUGUCAUUUUCUCUGCAGUCAUUGUUGUAAAUCAUGAUUAGCCUUUUAAAAAAAUCUAAAAUAAAUAUGUGAAAGGAUAUAAAACAGUGCUCGCGAGCCGUUUCAUGGGGUCUUUAUGCCUUGUCCUCACUGACCACUUUCAGUGUUCAUGUUAUUCAUGUGCCUUUCUUUGUUUGAUUAGUGGCAAUACUGUGUUUCUGUCUCUGAUCUCUGUUUAUUGCCUUUUUGUGGAGACCACUUUAAAAACAUAUAUAUUUUUGUCAAUUUAGCUGUAAGCAUACAUAUUUAAAGGAAGAUGCUCGAAGAUUUCUACUAUAGAUUUCUACUUUGAUGAUAAAGUUAAGCAUUUAUCUGUCCUGGUACUUUGUCUUGUCUACUCAGUAGAUGUGAAUCAGAGUCCUUAUCGAGUCUGCAGUGCUGGUGUCCUGAGCUCUUUCUUGGUGGCAUUUUUUUUUCUUUUCUGGAAAUAUGCACAAAUGCAUAUUACAAUUAUUGGCAGGCCAGUAGAGUUGGUUAAAAAAUUGCAGUUUUUUUUUUUUUUUUUUUUUUU